UGCAUUUCCUCUUUUGGCUUACAUUCAAUUUUUUUAAUCUUUCGUUCGUUGAUUCGUUUAUUUAAAUUCAAGGCAUAAUUAUUUUAAUUGCUUUCCAUUCUAAAAAAGAUCCAAAGAUACCCGUACUCAUAGAUGACCGGCAUGCCUUCCUCAGACACACGUAACUCAGAAACAUCGAAUAGAACACGGCCAUUUGAAGAACGCUUAAUAACGUCAAGAACGCUUUUUGAUCUUUCGCGGACAAAAGUUGAAAUUCUACAGAAAAGAACAAAAACAAAACGUGUAAAAACAUUUGAGAAACCCUCAAAUAAUUCAUGGAUUACAAGUGGCCAUAUUGGUUCACGUGACGUGGUCUUAGUGUUCCGUACUAGCAUAUUAAACUCCAAAAACGAUGAGUUCGUUGGUGCUAAUACCGAUGACCAUAAUGUAUCUACCAGCAACACUAGUCUCGAUAACAGUAGCAGUGAUAGCUCGUCCUCGCUUAAUCUUACAGCCAAGUCGUCCACAUCCCUGGAAACCUCCUCCAUAGUCAACAGUUCAAGUAGUCAAGCCAACGUAUUGCUGUCAUUGCCAACAAAUGUCAAGACUAUUGGCAAUAGUUCUAGUAUUAGUCUAUUAGCCAAUAGAAAACAACCAUUGGGAGCUCGUCAAAAAGAGAUUCUCAAGUCGCCAAAGAAACGUAUGCAUGACUCACUAUCCUCUAGUGAGACUUCGAUAUCGAGCGAAUGCGACGAUCCGCUCGAGGUCGAGGAAGCCAUACGUCUCUCUAGAUUGGCAACCAUCAAUAAUCGGCCAUCAAUCUUCGUGCAUGGUGAAGAUUCAGAUGGCAGUAAUGCUUUGCAAAAGAGUGACUCCUUCGAUAAUAAGGAGAACGAACAUGACGAGGAUCAACCGGAGUCGGGAGACCUACCUGCUGUGAAGCUUAAAAUCACCUAUAAGUUCAUGAACACAGAGACGAAGCUUUUGAAGAAGAUUUUCGUUCGACAUGGCCUAACCGAAGCUGAUGGUGAACAGAACUUCAAUAUACUCUGGACUGGUGUCCACAUGAAGCCCGAUAUCCUUAGAAACCUCACACCCUACCAGAGGGUCAAUCAUUUUCCAAGGUCUUAUGAGUUGACGCGAAAGGACCGGCUAUACAAGAACAUUGAGAAGAUGCAACAUUUGCGAGGAUUUAAGCACUUCGAUAUUGUGCCACAAUCAUUUGUGCUGCCAAUAGAAUAUAGGGAUUUGGUAACAGCGCAUAAUAAGUACCGAGGCCCAUGGAUAGUUAAGCCAGCUGCUUCAAGUCGAGGUCGUGGAAUAUUUAUUGUUAAUUCGCCAGAUCAAAUAUGUGCCGAAGAACAGGUGCUAGUAUCCAAAUACGUGUCAGAUCCACUCUGCAUUGAUGGCCAUAAAUGUGAUCUGCGUGUCUAUGUUCUGGUUACCUCAUUUGAUCCCCUGCUCAUCUAUGUCUACGAAGAAGGCCUUGUCCGUUUGGCCACUGUGAAAUACGAUAAAAACGCUGAGAAUCUCUGGAAUCCAUGCAUGCAUCUCUGCAACUAUAGCAUCAACAAAUAUCAUUCGGAUUACAUUAAAUCCAGUGAUGCCCAAGAUGAGGAUGUUGGCCAUAAAUGGACACUUUCUGCCUUAUUGCGGCAUCUAAAAAGUCAAGGUUGUGAUACGCGUCAAUUGAUGUUGAACAUCGAGGAUCUGAUAAUCAAGUCAAUCCUCGCAACGGCUCAGUCGAUUAUUUCAGCAUGCCGUAUGUUUGUACCUAACGGCAAUAACUGCUUCGAAUUGUAUGGCUUCGAUAUCCUAAUAGACGAUACCCUAAAGCCCUGGCUGCUUGAAGUAAACCUCUCACCUUCGAUGGGUGUGGACAGUCCAAUCGAUACCAAAGUUAAAGCUGCUCUCAUAACCGAUUUGCUGACUUUAGUCGGCAUUCCUGCUUAUAGCCAGUUGAUGCGGUCUCAUUACGACAGUACAUGGUCCCGGUUUCGCAACUUCAGCUAUGGGCGCCGCACUAAUUCAGCCGAUCAUCUGGGAGUAGGCAAGAAGAAUGGUUCCGUCCAGCACAAAGUUCCGCUAACUACUGAGGAGCAGCGGGUGAUUCGCAAUGUUCGUCUUCAAAAUGCCCGAAGAGGUGGAUUUGUUCGAAUUUAUCCAACAGAAGACAGUUUGCAAAAGUACUCGGCAUUCCUAGAUCCCUCAUCGGGAAUCCCAAUUUCGACAACAGUCACCCAGGGUCAGGGCAUGUACUCGAUGAUCAUGCCGCACAAUUUCAACCAAAUGCUUUUCGAUCACUUGUACGGCCGGGAAUCUAAAGGAACUGGCAGCAACGAGGAGAAUAGCUACGAUGAGCGGAUGAAUCAGUAUGAGCGCGUCCUCGAGACUGCCACUCCAAUAUCAUUUGGACGAAAGAAUGCCGGGCCAAAGUGCAUCGAAGAGGGAAGGCGUUUGCGAAAACAAAUCCGAAAACUCAUCGAAAAUGGCUCAGAAUUAACUCAACUGCAAGCCAGGCAGACAUUCGGACUUUAUCUGGAGUCAGUAUUGAGACGAUUAACUCAGGAGCCUCGUGACUACCACGAAAAAUUAAUCUUGAAAUUUAUCAGUCGCGCUAAUGGCGGCAUUAAGGCGCCAGUUUUCUUCAAAAACCCCUUCAGCUAUCGAGUCAUGAGCAAAGAUCGCUCUGCUAUGGUGGCGAAAAUGUUGGGCGACUAUCUCGAAGGAUACAAUCGGGACACAGAGGCCUAUAUUGAUACAUUCGACAAUUAUGGCAAAAUACCAAUCGCAUUAUUCAAUGAUUUCACCAAUCACGCCCAGGAAGCUGACCUAGAGUCGGUCCUCACUCUGCACACUAAUCUCACUCAGUCCAUGCCGUUCCUCUACAAUCGGUGUGGACCAUCGGUGCCACUCACUCCUCCAAUUCCAACCGGGGCACAUGGUUUCCUUAAGGCACUGCCAUCAAUGAUCGCCGGCGGAACUAAGGAAAUGAAUAGAAUUGACAUCUAUUACAAGAAUCCAUCAGCUGUGCCAUCACCGACACAGGAGUCCAGUUCGAAUUUGAAAGCAAGUGACAAGCGACCGAACUUGAGUGUUACAAAGAAAAUCACCCCUUUGAGGAGAUAGUUCCACAAAAAUGCACGAAAGCAUUGAGUAAACAAUUAAGAACUAUAUUUUGUUAUUAUUAAAAAAAAAACAAAUUAUUCAUGAGUCUUGUGAUAAAUCAAUUAUUUGCUUUUUAUUAAGCGUAAACGAUGUUAGUAUUUUUUAUUUUGUUUCCGUUGUUUCAAUUUUUAAGUUAUUUUUUAUUUGUUUAAUUAAUUUUGUUCUUGGUUGAGAACGAAUAUUAUUAAUUGUUUAUAGGAGGAACAAAAACGCACAGAGAGUUAGAAUUAAGCAAUUUACAAAGGCAUUGAGUUGGUUGGUCGAAAAAUAUUUGCUUUCAGUUAAAAGAAGAAGCUUAUUAUGUAAAGCAAACUGAUUUAUAUUUAUUUAAAUUUAUUGUUUAUGCAACUUAUAUUUAUUUAUUGGUGAUAUUUUAUCUAUGGAAACAUAAUAAUUGUUUAUGCAAAAGCGCAUGGCUAAGAUUUAAGAAUACAUUAUCAAUAUCAAUCAAAGCCAACGAAAAUUAUAUUUGUAAUUUAUAAUUAAGUAAUUAUUUAAUUUAUAUAAGAAAAAAGUAAUUUCGAAACGAGCUAAGAUGCAAUAGCUGUGAUUUAUGAAUAGAUUGAAAACUUAUAAAAUAGGUGCUCAGAAAAAAAGUAGUAAAGAAACAAAACUAACUUAUUUUUAAUGCUAACAUUUAUAUAGUUGUUAAAGUUUCUAUGUACAAGCUUUUUUGUGCUUCAAUGAAUAAUAAUGUUUUUUGUGUGCUAAUAAUUUACUUGUUAGUGAACCAUUGUUUUGAAAUAUUUGCAUGGUUAUUUAAAGGCUCCAAAAUUCC
Messenger RNA from Eupeodes corollae, 3925 nucleotides. It is a transcript of the gene TTLL5, whose product is annotated as tubulin polyglutamylase ttll-4. The coding region runs from base 133 to 3108 and encodes 991 amino acids. Gene Ontology annotation, molecular function: tubulin binding; tubulin-glutamic acid ligase activity. NCBI's taxonomy places the organism in Eukaryota, Metazoa, Arthropoda, Insecta, Diptera, Syrphidae. The transcript is spliced from 6 exons. Gene Ontology annotation, biological process: microtubule cytoskeleton organization; protein polyglutamylation. The record is from RefSeq and is a predicted model, not a curated record. Gene Ontology annotation, cellular component: cilium.